AUGUCUUCUCGAAGACAACUUCGUGUUGUUCUCGCUCGAAAUCCUCCUGAUGCAUUUGCCAAUUGCCCUAUAUUUCCAACUCUAGAUGUGAUUGUGCAAUGUCCAUUUCCAGGAUGGACUAUCGAGGUUUUGAAAAUGAUAGGUGAUUCAUUGAAAUGGGAUAUUAUACCGGUUGUAACACCAACAAUUGUCGGAGGUCUCGAUUGGGGAACACUUAAAGAAAACAGUACGUGGAGUGGAGUCCUUGGAUAUCUUCAAAACGGAACUGCCGAUGCAGCUGCUCUCAUGUAUCAGAAAACGGAUAUGCGAAAUGAGUUCUUCGAGUUUUCAUAUCCUGUGACUAACGUUCAACCAGUAUUCGUUGUUCGCAAGAAAACUGAAAAUCUUGGAUCUGUUCUGUGGAACGCGUUCAAACCAUUCUCUAUGGAAGUUUGGCUGUGCUUGCUUGCAAGUCUGAUUCUCAAUCUUUUCGUCAUGAUUGCUAUUAGCCGAGUGGAAUUCAAACUAUUGUUCCGAGAAAGAUUUCGACCAUUUGAGAUGCUAUGGCACGUGGUACAACUUCAAUUGGAUGAGAAGAGUGACGAUAUGUUGUUUUACACAUUGGGUGGAAAUAUAGUCCUAUUUGUGUUUGCACUUUUACAAUCUGGCAUUUUAAUAGAAGUGUACAAAGGUAUGCUGCUAACUGCACUUAUCACAUCAAAUGGAGACAAUCCAUUUGCGAAUGCCGAUGAAAUGAUCAAAUUGAUUGGUGAAAAGAAAUAUCAUUUGACUACAAACUACAUGGGAAAUUGGUACUUCGAUGAUUUACAACAUUCGGAUCAGGCUCACUUCGUAAAACUUCGAGCAGCAACAUCGUCCAAUCCAGUGUGUAUCUGCUGCGUUGGAUUUAGGGAUACUGGAAAAUACAUUUAUCCAAUUCAACAAGAUUCGUUGGCGAUGCAAAUGAGCAAGGAACGAUGUAAUUAUGUGUACGUUAGUGAUGGAAUGCCUCAAGUUUCAUCGUUUUUCGUUUUUACGAAAAACUUUUCUGGAAUCGAAGAGUUCAAUCGACAGAUUAUCAUGAAUCAAGCAUUUAUACAAAGGACAUUCAAUAAAUAUUUCAAUCAGGGAUUCAAACUUGGUUUCAUUCCAAAAUGUGAAGUAACAGAAGAGGCACAAUCGGAUGCAACGAAACCUUUGGACAUUGAAUCCAUCAUUGGAGUUUUUACAAUCGGUGCCUUUGGAAUAUCUGCAUCUUUGAUUGCAUUUGUAGUUGAAAUUUACCAUUACUGGCACAUGAGGAUUGUGGCUCGUCGUGCCCGAAUGCGUGAUCCAUGGAAUGUUCGUAAUCUGGCUCGUAUCGCCCAAAUUCAUUUCACAACUUCUCAACAAUAUUCUGAUAUCGAUGUGAUGCGACUCGUUGACGCUCUGAACGCCUCGUCGAGUUCUCAAUCAUCCUCUGAUGAAUCUUCUUCGAUUUGA
This is a messenger RNA of Caenorhabditis briggsae, 1461 nucleotides long. The coding region runs from base 1 to 1461 and encodes 486 amino acids. The transcript has 8 exons. Lineage: Eukaryota; Metazoa; Nematoda; Chromadorea; Rhabditida; Rhabditidae. The record is from RefSeq and is a predicted model, not a curated record.